AGACUAUUGGAUAGCAACGACGUGGGCGGGUUUGUGAUUUACGUCUGCACUGUUGACUACACAAACGAAGAUUAUCUUGUUUAUGUCGGUGCAUUUAGAUAAUAGGAGUGAUUUUAGACGAAUGAUUCGCCCUAUAGAUUACAGUUAAACCAAGUUUAAGUAGCAAAUAACUGGAAAGAUGUUUUCAAGUAGGUCAUAGCAAAAAGAUAGUCGCCGUGAAUAGGAAUAUCGUGCACAUCGUGAACUAAAAAUGUCACUGAUUGACAAGGCGAUGAAUGAUAGAGCUCACAAAAUAAAAACUUAGCAAAUCAGGUAAAGUGAUGGGAGCCGACAUUAGUAAAAACAACAAGGAGCAGCCUCCGUCCGAGGAGGGGCGCUGUGCCUCAGGGUGGAGGGGCUUCCUGUCCAGUGUGGGAAUCUCCGUGUCAUCGGGGCUCUGUCGCCUGGGCGCGCGACGCAUGAUCCGGGAAAAGGGUGCGCCUCUCCCGGAUGAUCACGUGUUCCAGUCCAUCCCUGGCCCAGAGAGGCUCCGGAUGGAGUGGUCACUACCUGGGUUCAUCUCCAUGUUCCUGCCUGAGUUUCCACACCGCAACGUCCCAGGACACGAGCAUUUCCAGGUUCUGGGCUGCAUAGCCAAAGGCUCCUUUGGCCCUAUACUGAAAGUGAAGGACAGGUCUAAGCAGAAGACUUAUGCGGUGAAGGUUAUUCCCAAAUCUGAAGUUUUAAGACAAGGGGUGCUAGAGCAGUCGAAAGAGGAGGUCAUCAUUCAGCGGCAAGUGCGGCACCCUUUUGUGCAUGACCUGCAGGACUGCUGGCAGACACAGCGCCACCUCUACAUUAUGUGUGACUACUGCAGCUCAGGAGACCUGUACACCUACUGGAUGCUGAUUGGACAGUUUGACGAAGAUGCGAUCAGGGUGUUUGCAGCAGAACUGGGCUGCGCUCUCGGCUUCCUACAUGACUUUGGAAUCAUUCACCGGGACAUCAAGAUGGAGAACAUCCUCUUGACUGAUCAAGGACACCUUCGAUUGGCUGACUUUGGACUGUCCCGUCGGCUGGAGCAAGGAGGAAGGGCUUUCACUAUCUGUGGAACAAUCCAGUACAUGGCCCCUGAAGUCCUGGGUGGGGGUCCCUACAGCCAUGCAGCUGAUUGGUGGUCCCUGGGCAUUCUGCUCUUUUCAUUGGCUACAGGAGAGUUCCCUGUUCCCCCGGAGCGCGACCACUGCAGCAUGCUGAGGAGGGUCCGCAGCUUCUCCUACGAGAUGCCCCGGACCUUCAGCCCCCCGCUGGCCCUGCUGCUGACUGAGCUCCUUUGCAAGACCCCGACGCGGCGCCUGCGAACCCUCGAGCGCUUCAAGAGGCAGACGUUUUUUCGGGGCACCCCUUUCGACUCCCACCUGCUGCAGAAGACGCCCAUGGAGCUGAUCCUGGAGCUGAAGGAGCACCCCGACCGGCCGGUCAAAGCGCAGCGGGGCAUGGAACAGGACGCCUUCCAGAACUUCGACUGUGACCUCCUGGACUCCCCCGUCAGCACCACAGACCUGUCCCCCGCCCUGGUGAACUUUGACCUGAGCCGAGCCCCCGCCCUGGCCACCGCCACAGAUGCGGCCUUUGUGUAACGAGCGACUGGCGGUGAGUGAGUCAGCAGGCCCAGCCAAAAUUACAGCUGUGUGCUUUCAGGAGGAGGAGUGAAAAUGCAGAGGUUCUGAGUGGAGAACAUUUUUCACUCUUUAUUAUUAUUGUUUAUAAGUUACUAGAUUAGUCUCAAUGAGUUUGAAAAUCUCUUAUAAGAGAAACCUAGCUGAAAUAAAAGCACAGUUACAGUGACCAACAUUAAGCAUAAACAUGGUAUGAUUAGUAGAAAGCACGAGUUGAGGUUCCAUAUAA
This is a messenger RNA of Anguilla anguilla (European eel), 1887 nucleotides long. RefSeq names its product ribosomal protein S6 kinase related b (gene rskrb). The coding region runs from base 321 to 1619 and encodes 432 amino acids. Lineage: Eukaryota; Metazoa; Chordata; Actinopteri; Anguilliformes; Anguillidae. The transcript has 12 exons. Gene Ontology annotation, biological process: protein phosphorylation. Gene Ontology annotation, molecular function: protein serine/threonine kinase activity; ATP binding. The record is from RefSeq and is a predicted model, not a curated record.